Molecule: messenger RNA, 489 nt
Organism: Entamoeba invadens IP1
Lineage: Eukaryota; Evosea; Mastigamoebida; Endamoebidae
Exons: 1
Coding region: 1-489 (162 amino acids)
Source: RefSeq, a predicted model, not a curated record
AUGUUAUUUGUUCUUUUGUUUGUGUGUCUUUCGUUUGCUCAACUUCAAUCUGAACAACUCUCGAAGUUGGACAAACUUGAGCAGAAAUUAAUAAAACAAGUCAAAGAUGGUGUUGAAAUGGGCAAAGUUUUAGCCGAACUUAGACAAUUUAGAAACCAACAAAAAAUUACUAAAUCACAACUUAAAGAAACAAAACUGAAACUUGACACCGCCGCGAUGGAAACGUCAAAGAAGAUUUCGAAAAAGAUUCAAAAAGAGAGAGAUGAGUUGAGAAGAUUGCGAAUCCAGAGUGCUUUAACAGAACUUAAAAAGGAUAUGAUGUGUGUGAAACAGAUCGACUACGAAAACAGUCUAGAGUCGGACAAAGACGCUCUAAACCUUGCUCUGAGAACAUCUCCCAAAAACAAAAUUUUCUUAGAAAAGUCGAUGAAGAAAGCUUGGGAAAUCAAAAGACAAAAACUUGGACUUCCAAAGAAUAACAAAAAAUAA